AUGUUCAUGAGGGAGGCACUUGUGGAAGCAAAGAAAGCUGCUGAAAAGUGGGAAGUGCCAGUUGGAGCAGUACUGGUGCAACAUGGGAAGAUUAUUGCUCGUGGAUUCAACCUAGUGGAACAGUUGAGGGACUCUACAGCCCAUGCUGAAAUGAUAUGUAUAAAGGAGGCCUCGAAUGUUCUUCGGUCAUGGAGACUUGCGGAGACAACAUUAUACGUGACAUUGGAGCCUUGUCCCAUGUGUGCUGGGGCAAUUCUUCAAGCUCGAGUUGACACUCUUGUUUGGGGAGCUCCCAACAAGCUUCUUGGAGCUGAUGGCAGCUGGGUCAGGCUUUUCCCAAUUGGUGAAGGGGCGACUGCAUCUGGAGGCACGGACAAGCCGGCUCCUCCUGUACACCCGUUUCAUCCAAAAUGA
Eucalyptus grandis is the source of this 414-nucleotide messenger RNA. Its product is annotated as tRNA(adenine(34)) deaminase, chloroplastic-like. The record is from RefSeq and is a predicted model, not a curated record. Gene Ontology annotation, cellular component: chloroplast. Lineage: Eukaryota; Viridiplantae; Streptophyta; Magnoliopsida; Myrtales; Myrtaceae. Gene Ontology annotation, molecular function: tRNA-specific adenosine deaminase activity. Gene Ontology annotation, biological process: tRNA wobble adenosine to inosine editing. The transcript is spliced from 4 exons. Bases 1 to 414 code for a protein of 137 amino acids.